AUGCCCAGUGCCGGGGCAGGCGCCGACCGUGAGUCAGUGUCGGCGCGGCUGACGGGGCAGGGGCGGGCCCGGCGCGGGAGGCGGCUCGGCUCGGCCGCCCGGCCCUCCUCACCCGGGCGAUGCCUCAGCGCGGCGGCGGCGGCAGCGGGGGGGCGGGCGGGUAGCGGCAGCGGGGACGCGGCGUUACUGCCCUGCCUUUCCCUGCCCGCUGCUGGCCCUUCCUCCGCCCCCUCCCGCGUCCCCUCCCCCGCUCCGGUGCCCGACUCAGCCGCCGCUCCGGGCAGGGAGGAAGGGCUGGGAGCCGCCUCCCGCUGCCCCCGGCCGCCCCCUCCCCAUGCAGCCCGGCCCGCAGCUGGGAGCCCUCCCCGGGGGGAUGUUUCUGCGACCGCUGCCGGGAUAACCGGAGCGCGUCCGCCCCCGCCCCGGACGGAGGAUGCUGCCCGCGCCGUGGCGGGUUCCGAUUCGGGCAGCAGCGGCCGCGUCCCCCUCCUUGGCUCUGGGCAGCGUCGCCGGGGAGAGAUGACUUCAAGGCAUCAGGCGGACUGGAUCCCUUACAGUGUUCUGGAUGAUGAGGGGAGCAGCCUGCGUGAGCAGAAGCUUGACAGACAGCGAGCAUUGCUAGAGCAGAAGCAGAAAAAAAAGCGCCAGGAGCCAUUAAUGGUUCAGUCCAAUGUGGACAGUCGCACGAGAACACGCAGAAUGAAACAGUCGGAAGAACAAGCGCCACUGGUUGAAUCGUAUCUUAACAGCAACAGCAGCACCAUAUAUCAUGCAGUGCAGGAGGCGGAACAGGAAGAUGUAAAGGUGGUAGUGGAUGCCCAGGCUUCGAAACCAACUAAAAAAACCAAGGCAGGAGCUGCAAGCUGUCAGCCUGGCAGCACCAGAAAGGAGAAAAAAGGGAAACACAAAGGGAUUGAUGGCCCAGCUGCUUUUCAAGAUGAUGUUCAGAAGACAGGAAGUCAAGUGCAGAUUCUUACUGUUGGACAGCCUAGCCAUGAGGAAGAUGAUGGAGAGAAAAUGGCUAGUGGCCAACAACAGCAAAGCAAACAAGAUCUUAGAACAGCAAUGCAGAAAAAAGAUCCCCAUGCAAAUCCAUCCUGGUCCUCUUCCACCUCCCAAUCCAGUCUUGUCGCCUUGGAUCAUGCUCCUGGCAUUUCAAGCAGCAUGAAUUUUGAUGAGGAAGAGGAUGAGGAAGAUGAAGACAGCUCCAGUUCCUCUCAGUUAAACAGUAACACCCGGCCUGGUUCUGCCACAAGCAAGAAAUCCAAUAAGGAAGUGGCUUCAGCUCCCAGUCCUUGCACAAAUGAGCCUCUCAUAGAUGUUGAUGACCUGGAGGAAUUUGCCAUGAGACCUGCUCCACAGGGUGCCACUGUCAAAUGCAGAAUCACAAGAGACAAGAAGGGAAUGGACCGAGGGAUGUACCCCACUUAUUACCUCCACUUGGAAAGGGAGCAUGGUAAAAAGGUGUUUCUGUUAGCUGGAAGGAAACGAAAGAAGAGUAAAACCUCGAAUUACCUCAUCUCCAUAGACCCAACCGACCUGUCUCGGGGUGGAGAGAGUUUUAUCGGAAAACUGAGAUCAAAUCUUAUGGGAACUAAGUUUACAGUUUAUGACAAUGGAGUAAAUCCAAUAAAAACAACAUCAACCCUGGAGGCGACUGUCCUGCGUCAGGAGCUGGCUGCUAUUUGUUAUGAAACAAAUGUCUUGGGGUUUAAAGGACCUCGUAAAAUGAGUGUGAUCAUACCUGGAAUGAAUAUGGACCAUGAAAGAGUUUCCAUCAGACCACGAAAUGAACAUGAGACACUUCUUGCAAGAUGGCAGAACAAAAAUACAGAGAGUGUCAUUGAAUUGCAUAAUAAAACACCAGUCUGGAAUGAUGACACCCAGUCCUAUGUUUUAAAUUUCCAUGGUCGAGUCACACAAGCCUCAGUGAAAAAUUUCCAAAUUAUUCAUGAUAAUGAUCCUGACUAUAUAGUGAUGCAGUUUGGCCGGGUGGCUGAGGAUGUCUUCACCAUGGACUACAGCUACCCAAUGUGUGCACUGCAAGCCUUUGCUAUUGCCCUUUCAAGUUUUGACAGCAAGCUGGCUUGUGAGUAAAGGGGCCUGGGUGAGCAUCCUCUCAAAGGAAGCAGUUUGCCAUAUGAUUCCCAGUUCUGCUGGUGUCACUUAUGAUCCAUACUAAACAGUGCAGGGAAAAUGCAGUUGUGGAGGACCACUCUGUUGCUGAAGAGAGAGUAAAAGGAAUCUUCUAAAAAUUCAGGACAUUCAGGAAAUAAUAAAUAUUUUUCCUUUUUUUUUCUGUCAUGUUUUUCUGGAAGUGGCAUCAAAGUUUGUGUAAAUAGAAGUUCUAUCUCAUGUCCUUGAUUAUGUUAUGGAGAUGUGCCAUGAUGUACUGUACCGUGGCUCUCAUAGCACCAGUACAAGGGUAUCUUUUUUAAAUCCAGAAAGGGCGUGCACGCUCGAAAAAAUGUCUUUUUACAUUUAAGAAUGAUUCUGAGGCUGCAAUCGUACCUCAAGGUUGCAUUCCUACAUCGACUAAUCAGAGCUCCACAUCAUCCAACGUAAAAGAAAGAUGCACUUUUUUUUUUUUUUUUUUAUUUUGCAAGGAUCUCGUGUAGUAUAAAGCCAAGUCUGAGGGUUGAAAACCUAUACUGGACUGAACUCGAUGCAUUGCUAUUGUUUAUGUAGAAGGGCAUGGUGAAUUUUAAUUGCAGUAGGAGGAAACAGAGAAGUAGAAAGCACAAAAUAAUGUUGCACAAGUCACUUGAAUUCUAAGCUAUCAUUAUGUUCUAACAUCUCUAUGCUUUUUAAUUUGUUUCAAAUGAAAAUGUAUUUGGAGUACAGAGAAGGAGAAGGAAAAUGUCUAGAUGCCAAGAAAGCAUAACUUAUGUUGAGUUUGGCAUGUCAUGUGUUGAGAAUUUAUAUCCUUGUAUUGCUGUGGCAGUUCAAACACAUAUUUUGUAUGAAGUGAUAUAAACAGUUGGAUAAAGGCUCUCUGCAGAGAAUCUUAUAAUUUUGAACAGGCUGUGUAAAGCUGAGGAAGGUAAAUGGAAAUAUUUUAUUAAAUCUGUCUGGCCUUUUGCAAUUUUA
Molecule: messenger RNA, 3090 nt
Organism: Calypte anna (Anna's hummingbird)
Lineage: Eukaryota; Metazoa; Chordata; Aves; Apodiformes; Trochilidae
Gene: TUB
Product: TUB bipartite transcription factor
Biological process (GO): protein localization to cilium
Cellular component (GO): cilium
Source: RefSeq, a predicted model, not a curated record